Molecule: messenger RNA, 4086 nt
Organism: Calidris pugnax (ruff)
Lineage: Eukaryota; Metazoa; Chordata; Aves; Charadriiformes; Scolopacidae
Gene: TAF5
Product: TATA-box binding protein associated factor 5
Exons: 11
Coding region: 14-2383 (789 amino acids)
Biological process (GO): transcription initiation at RNA polymerase II promoter
Cellular component (GO): transcription factor TFIID complex
Molecular function (GO): RNA polymerase II general transcription initiation factor activity; protein binding
Source: RefSeq, a predicted model, not a curated record
GGGGCGAUGCAAGAUGGCGGCACUACCUGAGGAGCCGGCGGAGGUGGCGGCGGUGGUGGUGAAGCCGGACCCUGAGGCGGGAACGCCGCCUCAGCAGCAGCCGCCUCCUGCUGCUCCUCCAGCUGCCGCCGCUCCUGCCGCUCCCCCGGCCGCGGCGGAUGGGGAGGCGGUGGGGAGUGGUGUGGAGGCGGCCCCCUCUAAGGCUGCGGCAGCGGGCCCGGCCGCCUCCCCGUCGGCGGUGGACCGUCAGACACUGGUGGCCGUGCUGCAGUUCCUGCGGCGCAGCAACCUCCGCGAGUCCGAGGAGAUCCUGCGGCGCGAAGCCCGCCUGCUCGGCGAUGACCUCGGCGCUGCUGCCCUCAGCCCCACCGGCACCGGGCUUCUGGGAACGGCGAGCGGCGAUGCGGACGCCGGCGGCGAGGCGCUGCUCAACCGGGUCACCGCUGCUGCCACUAUCGCCAUAGGAGGCAGCGCCGCUGCUGUCGCCUCUUCCAGCCCCGGAGUGGCGGCGGUAGCCGCCGUGCCGCCCGGGAAAGUUGGAGGAGCUGUUGUUGUGGAAGAUCAGCCAGAUGUGAGUGCGGUGUUGUCUGCCUACAAUCAGCAAGGGGACCCCACGCUGUAUGAGGAAUACUACAGUGGCUUGAAACACUUCAUCGAGUGCUCCCUGGACUGUCAUCGAGCAGAAUUAUCUCAGCUGUUCUAUCCUCUCUUUGUGCACAUGUACUUGGAAUUGGUCUACAAUCAACAUGAGAGUGAAGCAAAGUCUUUUUUUGAAAGAUUUCAUGGGGAUCAGGAGUGCUAUUACCAGGAUGACCUGCGUGUAUUAUCUAGUUUAACCAAAAAAGAACAUAUGAAGGGUAAUGAGACCAUGCUGGAUUUCCGAACAAGCAAGUUUGUGCUGCGUAUUUCCCGUGAUUCUUACCAACUCUUGAAGAGGCAUCUUCAGGAAAAGCAGAACAAUCAAAUCUGGAACAUUGUUCAGGAACAUCUUUACAUUGAUAUCUUUGACGGAAUGCCUCGCAGUAAACAACAGAUAGAUGCAAUGGUUGGAAGCUUGGCUGGGGAGGCAAAACGAGAAGCUAAUAAAGCAAAGGUUUUCUUUGGCUUAUUGAAGGAACCAGAAUUUGACGUGCCUUUGGAUGACGAAGAUGAAGAAGGAGAAAAUGAGGAAGGAAAGCCGAAGAAGAAAAAACCUAAAAAAGAUAGUGUAGGAUCAAAAAGUAAAAAACAAGACCCUAAUGCUCCUCCCCAAAACAGAAUUCCUCUGCCUGAACUGAAAGACUCUGACAAACUGGAUAAAGUAAUGAACAUGAAGGAGGCUGCGAGGCGUGUGCGUCUCGGCCCCGAGUGCCUGCCCUCCAUCUGUUUCUACACGUUCCUUAACGCUUACCAGGGUCUGACAGCAGUGGAUAUUACAGAUGACUCUAGCAUGAUUGUGGGAGGCUUUGCUGAUUCUACGGUCAGAGUCUGGUCAGUGACUCCGAAAAAGCUGCGUAGUGUGAAAACAGCAGCAGACCUCAGUCUCAUCGACAAAGAAUCAGACGAUGUCUUGGAGAGGAUCAUGGAUGAGAAAACAGCAAGUGAGUUGAAGAUUUUAUAUGGUCACAGUGGACCUGUCUAUGGCACCAGCUUCAGUCCCGAUAGGAACUAUCUGCUGUCCUGUUCUGAGGAUGGCACUGUCAGAUUGUGGAGUCUCCAAACGUUCACGUGUUUGGUGGGAUACAAAGGACACAACUACCCAGUGUGGGAUACACAGUUCUCUCCGUAUGGUUAUUACUUUGUGUCGGGGGGACACGACAGAGUGGCUCGUCUGUGGGCAACGGAUCACUACCAGCCUUUACGGAUAUUUGCUGGCCAUCUUGCUGAUGUGACGUGUACCCGGUUUCAUCCAAACUCUAACUACAUUGCCACGGGCUCAGCAGACAGGACCGUACGGCUCUGGGAUGUUCUGAAUGGGAAUUGUGUAAGAAUAUUCACUGGACAUAAGGGACCAAUCCAUUCGUUGGCAUUUUCUCCCAACGGACGAUUCCUGGCUACUGGAGCGACAGACGGAAGAGUUCUGCUGUGGGAUAUUGGACACGGCUUGAUGGUUGGGGAACUGAAAGGCCACACGGACACCAUCUACGCGCUCAGAUUCAGUAGAGAUGGAGAGAUUUUAGCAUCAGGUUCAAUGGACAACACAGUUCGCCUGUGGGAUGCCGUGAAAGCGUUUGAAGAUUUAGAAACCGAUGACUUUACGACAGCCACUGGACACAUAAACCUGCCCGAGAACUCCCAGGACUUGUUACUGGGUACAUACAUGACCAAAUCAACCCCAGUUGUGCACCUCCACUUCACACGCAGGAACCUGUUGCUGGCUGCAGGAGCCUACAGCUCCCAGUGACUCGGGAGGUGUCACCACAGUAGGGAUCUCCGGAUGCGAGACCAGGAGGAAUGGUCUACAGGCAGACUCUGCUGGUCUGUUGCAGGACAAACAAAACUAUGUAAAACUAAUGCAGAGCAGCAUCUUCUCAGUUCUGACAUUUCAUAUUUAUCCACGGUUUGAAAACGCUGGAGAUUGACAAGGCAUCAUGACUGUAAAAGAAGGAAUUGCUCAUGGUGCUUUUGAUAAAAUAGAUAUAUAUAUAUAUGUGUGUGUAUAUGAAAAUAGCUGUCUCCUCUCAGAGAUGGUAUUGAGCUCUGCUGAAACUUGUGGAAAGUUAACAGCCUUGGUAUGUGUUCUCAAAUGAUUUUAUUAUUUUUUUUUUUUAAAGCACUUAAUUUAUGGUUAGCAAAUGUUUAAUCAGUCUCAGACGCAAGCAAAAACUCUUCAGUUUCAGGAAAGAAGAAUGUAGUGGAAUUCAGUGUCGCCUGGGCUGGGCAACGGGUAUGGCCAGAGUCUGGCAGCGACAAAUGGGGCAUUGAAAGGAGCAGGUCCUACAGCCAGGGGCUUGUGGGGACCUGCCACCAAGUUACCUGGGGGGGCUUGAUCCAUCCAAUUACUAAGUCCUAAAAAGUUUCAAACUCCAGUGAUCUUUUUGUAUCAGAAACACAGAUCUUGUUAUUCUGUUUUCACAGGUAGCCAGUGCUGUAAGUGUGGUAAGCAACCAGAACUGCAAUGUGAACUUUAUUUACUUUCAUGCUUUCUUGUAUGAAGAAGAAAAAAAAAAAAGGGGCAGGGGGAGAAUGGGACAGGACUGAGGCACAACUGAAAAGUUAUUAAAAAAAGUGGACUUUAACCCUUUUACGUUGUAUUAGAUCUAAAAGAACUUUCAAAACCUGGAUAAGAUUUAAUAUAUCAAAAUGUAAAACUAGCCAAGAAAUGGAAAUACUAUUGCAGAGUAAAAGGAUUAAUGAGUCCUGUGUUAUCACCAGUUCUCUCUUGAAAGGCCAAGCUUGUCUGCUGAUGGGACAAUUUCCACCCACAAAAACCUUGCACCCCAGUAAGUCCUCUGGGACAAGCAAUAAAGCUCAGGGCUUUAUUUCUAAUGAGGUGUAAAAUGUGCAAAACACUGGGAAGUAUCACUUUGGUGUGGGUUUGGGUUUGUGUGGCAUGGGUUGUUCGUUGUUUUCUGGUUUUAUUAGAUCUCUUACCAGCUGUAUACAGGGAACCCAGUAUUGUGUUCCUCAUUACUUCCAGUAAGGGCUUUGACACUUACAACAACAAUCUGCUGCCUCUUUAGUGAACAAUUUGACAACAAUCUGUUGCCUCUUUAGUGAAAAUAAAACCAUGACUUGACAUUUCUAAGGUAAAGGAAAUAGAGAACUACCUCCCUUCUCACCCCUUCUCUAACUCGUAGAGUAAAGGUAUAUUACAGGCAUUAUACAUCAGUGUAAUGGGUGGAAAAUUCAUUAGGAAGAUCACCUCGAAAUUUUCCUUAAAGAAAAAAGGUUAAAACUAAAUUAUGUUGGGUCUUUUUUUGUGUGUAAUGGUACCUCAAAAUUUCUUUGCUCUCAAUUGGGUUUAAGUACAAGUUCUGGUGAAUCAAGCAAAUUACUUAAAGCAUGUACAGUAUUGACAGCGUAAAGAAACACUGCCACAUCCUGCCUUUGUAUUUUGUACAGUUUUAUACUUUUGAUAUUAUAAUAAAAUACUAAAACAACGUA